UAUGCUAAAUAUGUUUGUUGUUUUGUUGUACCUAAACUGCCUGACUAUAUUGGUAAUGUGAUUCAGAUGAUCGGAAGAUCGGCUCUUUUCACAGAUCUAAUGUGCCCAGAUGAUGAGGCAUGCUGGAGACCGCACUGCCAUUUUUGGCAUUCGAAAGAUGAAAUGGUACAAGAAUCAUCAAAUAAUAUGGCCCUACAAGCUCAGCCCUUUGUCGGUUAUAUGGGUUAUGUGGAUAAGAACGACGAUCUGAAGCAGCACAACUCAUCAAUGAGCAAUGAUAACAAUCAGAAAACCUCUGCUCACCAACCAGACCAAAGCAAUCAUCAACAACAACGGAAACGGAACACGUCUCCACUCGCCGAAAUAACCAAACCAAAAAAACUAAUCGAAUUAUCAGUUGAUGAAAUAUUAGACCCGAAAAAUGAACGGCCAGAUUCACAAAAUAAUGAUACUAGUAAACAAAAAAGCGUUACGAAGGAUGAACAUUCGCUCGAAAAAGCUUUGAAUAUUGGUGAGAUAUUGCAGAAAGGUGUGAAUCUGAACGAUCAUGCGAAGUCGGUGGCUGAUAUUGACACGCGAAUCCAGGAGUUACAAAGACAACUGGAAGAGGAGAAGCGAAUACGGGAACGUGUAGUUGAUGAGAUUAAGGCAAAGGUGAAACAUGAAUAUGUACCCACCACCAAGAAAGAUGAGCAUCAUGCAGCACCGUCGUCGUCAUCACAACACGUUCAGCAUCAAAAUCACAGAUCGUCCGUCUCAAAAUCGAAAUCGUAUUCCGGUGGUUAUACGCCAACCCCGUUGGCAGUGUUAAAAGCUGAAAAAGCGAAUGCCAAAGAGAAGCGACAAGAAAAUGAAAGGACCAAAGAUAUAAAUGAGGAUAGGGAAAAGCUGGAAAAUGGGAGAAGUAAAGAUAGGGAAAGGGCAAAGGAGAAGGAAGCGAGGAAAAAGAUGAGACUCGAUGAAAAGCGGUCGUUGAAGCAGCGUAAAGUGGUAUGCCCCGAUUCUUUGUUAGGAACGUCAUCAAAAAAACCGUCUUGUUCGAAGUUGAAGUCAACUGAAAAUUUGUCAAUUGACGAUUUGUUUGAUGGGAAUGAAAGUGAUGACGAGGUUUGUUUUGUGUAUUUGUUUGUUACCGUUUUAUUUGAUAGUGGUCACAUAAUGUUCGUGCCGCCACCCAAAAAACUGAUGCGAACUGCGCAAGGGGAAAGCAGAAGAGUGUCCACAGAUAGCAUAUCGACUUCAACUGAACAACGAGUGAGUGAUACUGCAAAGAGACGCAUCGUUGAGAGUUCCAUUCGACAGGCAACUUCUGAGAUGCGAAUAAGCGCCCCAAAGACUAAAGUACGAAACGUGUCGCAACAACUCAACGAUCGAUAUGAACGAUUACAAAAGGAAAAGGAAGCGAUAAUGAAGAAAUUAGAAAAAUCAACAAAAGAGACGAAAGGAAGUGAGGAAACGAAAGAAGACAUAUACGACUACAGAGCGGGUUCAAGUGCGGCCACUGUUGAGAAGGGUGAAAAACGAGUUGCACAUACUGUUAAUGUUAGUUAUGAAAACGGCCAUUCGAAGAUCAAAAAAUCAGCAGCCACACUCAAACUGAUGCCACUGGAUCCAUACGCACCUUCGAAAGUGCCGUAUGCAAUCCGAACAAAAUACUUAACUUUAUUCCACACUGAGUGUACCAAAUUCUGUGCGUCUCAAGAUGAUGCAAUACGAAUGGCUCAACAAGAGGAGAAGUCGUUGAAAGAUCGUGCAAUCACGAAAGGCGGUUAUGCAACUGCAGCGGUACAUGUUCUGAAGCGAUUACGCGAAAUGAUACCGAGCUGCUCGAAUUCGGCACCAACAAGUAGUGGUGUGAAGUCGGUAUCGCAUGAAGCGAUGUUGCAUGGACGACAUGGUGAUACGAUCACGAUUGGUGCGAGGCGAUGCAUGCCAUCCGGAUCGAAGAUUCUUUCAGAGACUUGGGUUUUAUUUGAGGGCGUUCGUGAACAUUAUGUUGACCAUUUGAGGACGUUCAGUUGGGUUUUCAUAGGUGUUGUUGUGUAUUGCAGUGAAUUUUAUGCAGCAUUGAAGACGAAAUAUGUGUUGACGAAGGAGCAAUUAGAGUUGAACGGUUAUCCGGUAUGGGAGGAUGAGGCGAGAACGCAGGUGAAGAUUGUGACGAGUGAACGUGACAAUAAGAAGAAGUUAUUUGCAGAUGAGAAUGAUUUGAAACGUGUUUGCUGUCGAUGUGGUGCCGAAUUUCGAUUAACGCCAAAAGGAGAGUACGUAGUCAAGGAGCAAUGUGUGCAUCAUUGGGCGCGUGCUUUCAAAACAAAAGUGAAAGGUACAUGGGAGUCACGGUAUGCGUGUUGUUCGUCGGAUCUGACCGUGAAAGGCUGUUGUAUAGCUGAUUACCAUGUCACUGAUACGGCACUCAAGUCGGAUCUGUCAACGUUUCGUGAGACCCCGCCAUCGAGUGGUAAAGACGACAAACGAAGUUCGAAGGUGUUCGCACUGGAUUGUGAGAUGGUGUAUACGCCAUAUGGUCUGUCAUUGGCACGAAUCUCGGUGGUGGAUAUGAAAGAUGAGUUGGUAUUGGACGUUUUAGUACGCCAGAAGCACAAGAUUGUGGACUGCAAUACGCGAUUCAGUGGGUUGACCGAGGACCAGAUUCAGGAUGCUGAGUGCGAUUUGCAGAAGGCACAAGAUAGAUUAUUCGAAUUGGUAAACAGUGAAAGUAUACUGAUCGGGCAUAGUCUUGAGAGUGAUCUGAAAGCAAUGCGAAUAGUGCACAAUAAUGUUGUGGACACAUCGAUUGUAUACCCACAUCGAUUGGGAUUACCUUUCAAAAGGGCGUUGAAAACGAUAGCUGCUGAAGUGUUGCAGUUGAUUAUUCAGGAAGAUGUGAGUGGUCAUGACUCAAAAGAAGAUUCGAGCGCGUGCAUGAGGUUAAUGUUGAAUAAAGUGAAACAUGAUUAG
Molecule: messenger RNA, 2961 nt
Organism: Anisakis simplex (herring worm)
Lineage: Eukaryota; Metazoa; Nematoda; Chromadorea; Rhabditida; Anisakidae
Source: the annotation of a GenBank genome assembly